Messenger RNA from Anopheles nili, 708 nucleotides. RefSeq names its product putative lipoyltransferase 2, mitochondrial (gene Lipt2). The record is from RefSeq and is a predicted model, not a curated record. Gene Ontology annotation, cellular component: mitochondrion. Gene Ontology annotation, biological process: protein lipoylation. Gene Ontology annotation, molecular function: lipoyl(octanoyl) transferase activity. NCBI's taxonomy places the organism in Eukaryota, Metazoa, Arthropoda, Insecta, Diptera, Culicidae. The coding region runs from base 1 to 708 and encodes 235 amino acids. The transcript has a single exon.
AUGUCUCGUUUGGUGCACGUGCUGCAAGCUGGCAGGCUUAAUUACACUCGAGCUCUCCAACUCCAAAAAUCUGUAGCGAACUUGGUGCAACAACAGUCCAGUAACUCCCCGGACGAACAGCGAUAUCAAAACGUGCUAAUACUUACCGAGCACGAACCCGUUUAUACGAUUGGUAUACGAACUCAAGGAUACGAUGAUGUUGAGGCAAACCGGCUCCGGAAACUUGGCGCCGAAUUUGUGCGGACGAAUCGAGGCGGUUUAAUAACGUUCCACGGACCGGGUCAGUUGGUUGCUUAUCCAAUCCUCAACUUAAAGUUAUUCCAGCCGAGCGUGCGCUGGUACGUAUGUCACCUGGAGCGAACAAUCAUCCAACUGUGUCGGCGGUAUGGAUUGCGAGCACAAACGACUUCUGAUACUGGAGUAUGGGUUGGUGACAAAAAAAUAUGUGCCAUCGGCAUUCACGCUAGCCGAUAUGUGACCACGCAUGGACUGGCUCUCAACUGCUGCAAUGAUCUUAGCUGGUUCCGUCAUAUUGUACCAUGUGGACUGGUGGGCAAAUCCGUCACGUCUCUUGCUCAAGAGCUUAAUCGACCAGAACUGGACUUGAGUGAGGUUACAUCUGAAUUUCUAGCCUGCUUUAAGGAUACGCUCGAAUGUGAUUUAUGUCCAUUGGAUGGUGCGAGGCAACAGAUGCUUUUAGAAAAUUAG